Messenger RNA from Oncorhynchus nerka (sockeye salmon), 7360 nucleotides. RefSeq names its product beta-1,4 N-acetylgalactosaminyltransferase 1-like. Gene Ontology annotation, cellular component: Golgi membrane. Gene Ontology annotation, biological process: ganglioside biosynthetic process. The record is from RefSeq and is a predicted model, not a curated record. The coding region runs from base 224 to 1822 and encodes 532 amino acids. Lineage: Eukaryota; Metazoa; Chordata; Actinopteri; Salmoniformes; Salmonidae. The transcript has 12 exons. Gene Ontology annotation, molecular function: acetylgalactosaminyltransferase activity.
UUUAAUCCACGAGUCUUGUCUGAAAAACGCAGAGGCGAGGUGCAGGUACACAGCUGCUGGGACGAAGUAUAUAAUCUAUUGGAAUUAAAACAGUGUGACUGCCGGAUUCAAAUAAAUGGAAUAUGGAGAAAGUCCUUACCUGUUCAUUAUGGGAUUUUGGGGAAUGCCAUGGCCUACAGGAGACAUCUUCUCUCUGAGUGGAUACAGGCAAUAGGUUUUUAGGAUGCGUUCCCUGAGGAAGACAGUGUUGUUGGCCAUUGUGGCAUCAGUGGUGUUGGUGGUUGCCCUCCUCCAUUCUUGGCCCACCAGGGCCUACACCACAGUGGAUGUCCGCCAGAGACCAGGGCCUAUAGUAGAGAGGCACCUGGAGGAGAGGCUCCCAGAACCGGACCAAAGAUCUGCCAACAUCCCCUAUCGCCUGAAGGAGAGUGUUGCAGGUCUGUUGGCACGUAACGGGUGCAUGUGUGAGGGUGAGAGUGGUGGCGUGAACCUGCCCUUUGCCCAGCUGCUGUUCCCACGGGUGUCGGCCCACCCCCUGCACACUGCUUUUGAUGCCUCUGAGCUGGAGGAGAUGAAAAGACGGAGGGCCAAGGAGUACCAGGGCUUCCAGAUGAGGUCUCAGACUCCUGUAGAUAUGCUCAUUGUGGCCGAGGCCAACAAUCCUCUGCAGUACCCAACACAGGGGGUGGAAGUACGGCCCCUCAAAACCAUACUCAUCCCAGGGCUUGCCUUACAAGACCUUCCCAGAGAGCUGUACACAGUCAACUUCACCUCCACCCUGGGAGUGUUUAAUGUGGCAGCGGAGGUUGAGGGGGUAAAGGUCAAGGGUGACGGGGAGAUGCACAUGACCCUGAUGAGCAGCCUGCUGCCCAACCUGAACCGGCAGUUACAGUUUGUCUCCUACACCAACACAUUAUUCCACCCUAGUACAGCAGACACAGUCCAGUUUGAGACCGAGGGACACCAAGCCAUGUUCAUCAUCAAGAUCCGUCAUCGUGUAACUCCAAAACUCUACAACACAGGACCCAAAGGGGAAUACAACAUCAGUGCCCUUGUAACGAUAGCAACCAAAACUUUCCUGCGCUAUGACAAGCUCCAAGAUCUCAUCGACAGCGUGCGACGAUACUAUCCCACUGUUACCAUAGUAAUAGCUGAUGACAGCGAAAACCCCAAGACUGUCUCUGGCCCCUACAUCGAACAUUACAUCAUGCCAUUUGGAAAGGGAUGGUUUGCAGGACGGAACCUAGCUGUUUCCCAGGUGACCACUAAAUAUCUGUUGUGGGUGGAUGAUGACUUCAUCUUCACUGCCAACACCAAGCUGGAGAAACUAGUGGACGUACUGGAGAAGACCACCCUGGAUCUGGUGGGGGGUGCAGUGCGGGAGGCCACAGGCUACACUGCCACCUACAGGCAGACCAUCUCCAUUGAGCAAGGGGAGGAGGAGGAGGGUGACUGCCUGCACAUGCGGAGGGCCUUCCACCACAUCAUACAGGGCUUCCCAAACUGUGUGGUCACUGACGGGGUCAUCAACUUCUUCCUGGCCCGCACAGACAAGGUCCAGCAGGUGGGCUUCGACCCCCGCCUGGCCAGAGUGGCCCACCUGGAGUUUUUCAUUGAUGGCCUUGGCUCGCUUCACGUGGGAUCCUGUGAUGAUGUCAUCGUCAAUCACGCCACCAAGAUCAAGCUUCCCUGGGUCAGCCAAUCAGAGAGUGACAAGACUUACGCCAAGUUCCGCUACCCACCAGCCUCCUCGGACGCCACACACACCAAAAAUGGCCUCCUCUAUUUUAAGAACCACUUCCAGUGUUUGACUCACAAUUAAAUGUCAUGUUUUUUUUUUUACCUGUAGCUUCUCCUCUCGUUCAAGAUUCCUGCUCUUCCUGAGUUGCCAAAGAAGCCCUCGCCCGAUGUGUCCCAUCAGAUAAGAUUUUAGACAACCACAUUACAUGCUUUCCCUUAAAAACAGCCUUGCUUGUUUCACUCUAGAGGGAUUGUCAUUCAAACAGAGCAAAGCUGUCAUUUCUCGUAACUUUGCUCUUCACUUGUGUACUCUUGAUUGUAAACUCAAGGUAGAGAUCAUUUUAAGGCAUUUACAGUGCAUUCACCCCUUUGACAUUUUCCAUAUUUUGUUACGUUACAGCCGUAUUCUAAAAUGUAUUAAAUUGUUUUCCCCCCUCAUCAAUCUAUACACAUAUUGGGGCGGCAGGUAGCCUAGUGGUUAGAGCAUUGGGCCAGUAUCCGAAAGGUUGCUAGAUGGAAUUCCCGAGCUGACAAGGUAAAAAUCUGUCGUUCUGAACAAGACAGUUAACCGACUGUUCCUAGGCCAUCAUUGUAAAUAAGAAUGUGUUCUUAACUGACUUGCCUAGUAAAAUAAAUAUUGACAUAGCAAAACAGGUUUUUAGAAAUGUUUGCAAAUGUAUUAAAAAUACAAAACUGAAAUAUCAUAUUUACAUAUGUAUUCAGACCCUUUACUCAGUACUUUGUUGAAGCAACUUUGGCAGUAAUUACAGCCUCUAGUCUUCUUGGGUAUGUUGCAAGCUUGGCACGCCUGUAUUUGGGGAGUUUCUCCCAUUCUUCUCUGCAGAUCCUCUCAAGCUCUGUCAGGCUGGAUGGGGAGUGUCGCUGCACAGCUAUUUUCAGAUCUCUCCAAAGAUUUUCGAUCGGGUUCAAGUCCGGGCUCAGGCGGGGCCACUCAAGGACAUUCAGAGACUUGUCCUGAAGCCACUCCUGAGUUGUUUUGGCAGUGUGCUUAUGAAUGUUGUCUUGUUGGAAUGUGAAACUUUGACCCAGUCUAAGGUCCUGAGCGCUCUGGAGCAGGUUUUCAUCAAGGAUCUCUCUCUGUACUUUGCUCUGUUAAUCUUUCCCUCGAUCCUGACUAGUCUCCCAGUCCCUGCUGCUGAAAAACAUCCCCACAGCAUGAUGCUGCCACCACCAUCCUUCACCGUAGGAAUGGUGCCAGACUUCACGCUUGGCAUUCAGUUCAAAGAGUUCAAUCUUGGUUUUGUCAGACCAGAGAAUCUUAUCUUAUCCUUUAGGUGCCUUUUGGAAAGCUCCAAGCGAGCUGUCAUGUGGCUUUUACUGAAGAGUGGCUUCCGUUUGGCCAUAAAGGCCUGACUGGUGGAGUGCUACAUAGAUGGUUGUCCUUAUAGAAGGUUCUCCCAUCUCCACAGAGGAACUCUGGAGCUCUGUCAAAGUGACUCUCUGGUUCUUGGUCACCUCUCUGACCAAGACCCUUCUCCCCUGAUUGCUCAGUUUGGCCAGGCGGCCAGCUCUAGGAAGAUUCUUGGUGGUUCCAAGCUUCUUCCAUUUAAGAAUGAUGGAUCCCACCGUGCUUCUACACCUGCAUUGCUUGCUGUUUGGGGUUUUAGGCUGGGUUUCUGUACAGCACUUUGAGAUAUCAGCUGAUGUACGAAGGGCUAUAUAAAUACAUUUGAUUUGAUUUGUGCCUUUCCAAAUCAUGUCCAAUCAAUUGAAUUUAAUAAAUGGAAACAGGAUGCACCUGUGCUCAAUUUGAGUCUCAUAGCAAAGGGUCUGAAUACUCAUGUAAAUAAGGUAUUUCUGUUUUAAUUUAUUUUUUAAUACAUUUUCAAACAUUUCUGAACCUGUUUUCGCUUUCUUGUUAUGGGGUACUGUGUGUAGAUUGAUGAGGGGGAAAACUAAUUGAAUACAUUUUAGAAUAAGGCUGUAACGUAACAAGAUGUGGAAAAAGUCGAGGGAUCUGAAUCGUUUCUGAAUGCAGUGUAUGUGCGUUUUGUACCUCAAAUCUUAUCUGACGCCUUGCCACUGAGCCCUUUUGUUAAAGAGACAGAGAACAAAAAGAUGCUGAAUUCCUAUCGAUGGCACAAUUGGUUGAUAUUUAGGAAAAGGAGCAAGAAGUCGCAUUAGCCGCAUACAGGACUUAAUGAGGUGAAAAAGUUUCCAUACUGUUGCCAAGAGAUCAGAGAUGUGUGUAGUCUGUCAUUCCUGUUGUACUACACAGUUUGAGCUGGACUGAGCUCUAUGGGUCAGCCAAAUGGGGACUGAGGAUGGGAUUGACAGUCAGUAGAGAGGACACUUCUUAGCAUGUGAGAAUCUCUCAGACACAGCACAUGGAAGAUGAACACAUUCAAGAAUCUAAAUGUGUGGUUAAUUCACCAUGGUUGGUUGUGCCAAAGGGUUUCCAGGUGGUUUGAGGUUGAAUUAUAUUUUUGUUUGGUUUGUUUUCCUGCCCCUUACCAGUGGUGUAAAGUACUUAAGUAAAAAUAAUUUAAAGUACUACUUAAGUAGUUUUGGGGGGUAUUUGUACUUUACUGUUUAUAUUUUUGACAACUUUUACUUUUACUUCACUACAUUCCUAAGGAUAAUUAUGUACUUUUUACUCCAUACAUUUUCCCUGACAACCAAAAGUACUUGCAUUUUAAUGCUUAGCAGUACAGAAAAAUAGUCCAAUUCACACAUUAAUCAAGAGAACAUCCCUGGUCAUCCCUGCUGUCUCUUAUCUGGCGGACUCACGAAUCACAAAUGCUUAGUUUGUAAAUGAUGUCUGAGUGUUGGAAUGUGCUUCUGGCUAUCCGUUAAAAAAAGAAAGAAAAUUGUGCCAUCUGGUUUGCUAAACAUAAAUUAUUUAUACUUUUACUUUUGAUACUUAAGAAUAUUUUUAAGGAUCAAAAGUAAAAGUUUUCCACCACUGCCCCUUACCCAGAACCCUCUGUGUCACUGUCACCCCUGACUGGCCCAUGCUUGAGGAGAAUGAGACUCAUCCAUCUGAUCUGGGAUCUAACCUCGGAACAAUAUCCCUAUUUCUCCUGGUCUGCUGCAAUAUGUCUAUCUGGGGUCUAUCCCACUCUGUUUUCUACUCCAAGCAUCAUAAAAAGGAACGCUUCUGUCCAUGCAUGCCUUUUAAUGGGAGUUGAGAUUGAUUGCAAUUUUACAGUGCCUUCAGAAAGUAUUCAUACUCCUUGACUUAUUCCACAUUUUUUUACAGCCUGAAUUCAAAAUGGCUUAAAUGUUUUUUUCUCACUCAUCUACAGUACACAUAAUACCCCAUAAUGACAAAGUGAAAAUAUAUUUUUUGACAUUUUUGCUAAUUUAUUGAAAAUGAAAUACAGAAAAUAUCUAAUUUACAUAAGUAUUCACACCCCUGAGUCAGUAGUUUGUAGAAGCACCUUUGGCAGCAAUUACAGCUGUGAGUUUUUCUGGGUAUGUCUCUAAGAGCUUUCUACACUUGGACUGUGCAAAAUGUACCCAUUAUUCUUUUCAAAAUACUUCAAGCUCUGUCAAAUUGGUUGUUGAUCAUUGCUAGACAACAUUUUUCAGGUCUUGCCAUAGAUUUCCAAGUAGAUUUAAGUGAAAACUAUAACUUGGCCACAUUCACUGUCUUCUUAGUAAGCAACUCCAGUGUAGAUUUGGCGUUGUCUUUUAGGUUAUUGUCCUGCUGAAAGGUGAAUUUAUCUCCCAGUGUCUAGUGGAAAGUAGACCGAACCAGGUUUUUCUCUAGGAUUUAGCCUGUGUUUAGCCCCAUUCUGUUUAUUUUUUUAUCCUGAAAAACUCCCCAGUCCUUAACAAUUACAAGCAUACCCAUAACAUGAUGCAGCCACCACUAUGCUUGAAAAUAUGGAGAGUGGUACUCAGUAAUGUGUUGUAUUGUUUUAAAAACAAAAAGUGCUUUGUCACAUUUUUUGCAGUAUUACUUUAGUGCUUUCUUGCAAACAGGAUGCAUGUUUUGGAAAAAAUGUUUCUGUUCAGGCUUCCUUCUUUUCACUCUGUCAAUUGGGUUAGUGUUGUGGAGUAACUACAAUGUUGCUGAUCCAUCCUUAGUCUUCUCCUAUCACCCGCCAUUAAACUCAGUAACUGUUUUAAAAUCACCAAAUCCCUGAGCGGUUUCCUUCCUCUCUGGCAACUGAGUUAGGAAGGACGCCUGUAUCUUUGUAGUGACUGGUUGUAUUGAUACACCAUCCAAAGUGUCAUUACUAACUUCACCUUGCUCAAAAGGAUAUUCAAUGUCUUUUAAAAUGUUUAUUUAGGGCACAGAGAUGAGGUAAUCAUUCAAAAAUCAUGUUAAACACUAUUAUGGCACACAGAGUCCAUGAAACUUAUGUAACUUGUUAAGCAAAUGUUUACUCCUGAACUUACUUAGGCUUGCUAUAACAAAGGGGUUAAAUACUUAUUGACUCCAGACAUUUAAUAUUUUCAUUUUUAAUUAGUUAGUACAAAUGUAUACAAACACAACAGCAUUUUGAUGUUAUGGGGUUGGGUGUGUGUGUGUGAGCCAUUUUAACUUCAGGCUGUAACCCAACAAAAUGUCUAAAUACUUUCUGAAGGCACUGUAUAUGCUGCCUCGAACAGAAGGGUUGGUUUGACCAAAGUGCUCAAUUCUAUAUGGAAAUAAACACACAUUGAAAGAGUAAUGGUAAGAAUGACAUAGUUUGAGUUUAGAGACUCAGUAAGGUACAGUAGAAACACUGCGUAUAACACAGAAGGAAAUGUUUGGAGAGACAAUGUUAGGAUGACACACAGUGUGAUGAUAUGAAUGAUAAGGAAAUGGUCACAGUCACACCAAAGUAUCAAGGCAGCAAAACAUUUGAUUUUGACAGUUCUUCUACCAAGGGUUGUAUCUGUGGUGUGGCCAUGCCCAUGCCGACAGCAGGAUCACAUGAUGCUAUUUUGUACCAUGACCACAAGAUGGCCCCCUUGCAUCGGAAUAUUGUUUCUUAAAAUCAAAACAAAAUCAUUUCUGUGGACAGUCAUUUGUUAUGAACUACUACCACUGCCAGAAAUACAUUAGAUAACUUUUUAUCUUGUCCUUUUUGAAUAGAGGAAUAUUUUAACAGAUAAUAUUUUGUGUGAUAUGUCUGUUUUAGAUUUUUCUUCCCUGAUUGCAGUAGCCUAUUUGGGCAGUAGCUCCUCUUCCAUGAGUAAUGUCUGUGACUCAUACCAGAUAGUCUCCUCAAGCAGAUGCUUCCAGUUUUCAUAUGAGAAGUGUUCUGCAUGUGUGUGGGGGCAGUAGAUCGUAAACAAAGACACUGCGUAAUGUAGGGUUUGAUUGAAUUCAACUCUCUGACUUAAAUUAGUUGAAAAGAUUUGGACAGUGAUUUCCAUUGUUUAACUGAGGAUGUUGGUUCAAUUUUUUUUCUGCCUGCUUCUCCCUAGAACCACUGGUCUGUAUAUUCCAAUCUGACAGCUAUAAUCACAACAACCUGCUGCAUUAUAGCUCUAUUUUCUUUUAAACAUGAUUGUAAAGUCUGAUAAAAGAUACCAUUGAUGCAUGGUACUGUGUUGAUUUCAUCCAACAUUUCGUAGAGUGUUCUGGUGUAUAGCAAAAGGAAGCUUCUGAGUUAGAGAAAAUCAACUUUAAAAAUGUAUCCAUCCAUAAACAUUUCAA